UUAAAAAACGAAGGGAAUAAAGGAAAUCAUAAUAGAAGGAUCUAGAAACCCUAACAAACGCUACUAUAUAAACUCGCUACUCGUUCUGCUAGUCCUGCCUUGUUUUUUCACUCUAGGAAUAUCUCUCCUCUCUGUUUGCUUCGCCUAUACAAAUCGUAUUAGCGAAAAAAACAUCACAAAACAAUGGCGGAAGCAGAGACGUUUGCUUUUCAAGCAGAGAUUAACCAGCUAUUGAGUCUUAUUAUCAACACUUUUUAUAGUAACAAAGAGAUCUUUCUUCGUGAACUCAUUAGUAAUUCUUCUGAUGCACUGGACAAGAUCCGCUUUGAGAGUUUGACUGAUAAGAGCAAGCUCGAUGCUCAGCCGGAACUUUUCAUCCAUAUCAUUCCGGACAAGACCAACAAUACCCUCACUCUCAUUGACAGUGGUAUUGGUAUGACAAAGGCUGAUUUGGUAAACAACCUUGGUACAAUUGCUAGGUCCGGUACCAAGGAAUUUAUGGAGGCACUUGCUGCUGGUGCUGACGUAAGCAUGAUUGGUCAAUUUGGUGUUGGUUUCUACUCGGCUUACUUGGUUGCUGAAAGGGUGGUUGUGACCACAAAGCACAAUGAUGAUGAACAAUACGUUUGGGAAUCUCAAGCUGGUGGUUCAUUCACCGUUACAAGAGAUACAUCUGGUGAGAACCUUGGCAGGGGUACAAAAAUUACCCUCUUCCUCAAGGAGGAUCAGCUUGAGUACCUUGAAGAGCGAAGGCUCAAGGAUCUGAUUAAGAAGCAUUCUGAGUUCAUCAGUUAUCCAAUCUCUCUCUGGGUUGAGAAGACCAUAGAAAAGGAAAUCUCUGAUGAUGACGAGGAUGAAGAGGAGAAGAAAGACGAGGAAGGAAAGGUAGAGGAGGUUGAUGAAGAAAAGGAGAAAGAAGAGAAGAAAAAGAAGAAGAUUAAGGAAGUCUCUAAUGAGUGGUCAUUGGUGAAUAAGCAGAAGCCCAUCUGGAUGAGGAAGCCUGAGGAGAUCACCAAGGAAGAGUAUGCUGCAUUCUACAAGAGCCUGACAAAUGAUUGGGAAGAGCAUUUGGCUGUGAAGCACUUUUCCGUGGAGGGUCAGCUGGAGUUCAAGGCUGUUCUUUUUGUUCCAAAGAGGGCUCCUUUUGACCUCUUUGACACCAAGAAGAAGCCCAACAACAUCAAGCUGUAUGUUCGUCGUGUCUUCAUCAUGGAUAACUGUGAAGAUUUGAUUCCUGAAUAUUUGAGCUUUGUGAAGGGUAUUGUGGAUUCUGAGGACCUUCCCCUCAACAUCUCCAGAGAGAUGUUGCAGCAGAACAAGAUCCUGAAGGUUAUUCGCAAGAACUUGGUGAAGAAGUGCAUUGAGCUGUUCUUUGAAAUUGCUGAAAACAAAGAAGACUAUGACAAGUUCUACGAGGCCUUCUCAAAGAACCUCAAACUCGGUAUCCAUGAAGAUACACAGAAUAGGUCUAAGUUUGCUGAACUGUUGAGAUACCACUCCACAAAAAGUGGUGAUGAGAUGACCAGCUUGAAGGACUAUGUAACCAGGAUGAAAGAAGGCCAGAAUGACAUUUACUACAUUACUGGUGAGAGCAAGAAGGCUGUUGAGAACUCGCCCUUCCUUGAGAAGCUGAAGAAGAAGGGUUAUGAGGUUCUUUACAUGGUUGAUGCUAUUGAUGAGUAUUCAGUCGGUCAACUGAAGGAAUUUGAGGGUAAGAAGCUUGUUUCUGCUACCAAGGAAGGCCUCAAGCUAGAUGAGACUGAAGAUGAGAAGAAAAGGCAGGAAGAACUAAAGGCGAAGUUUGAAGGCCUUUGCAAGGUGAUUAAGGAUGUUCUAGGCGACAAGGUUGAGAAAGUGGUCGUCUCUGACCGUGUUGUGGAUUCUCCUUGCUGUUUGGUUACUGGAGAAUAUGGUUGGACUGCCAACAUGGAGAGGAUUAUGAAGGCACAAGCUCUUAGGGAUUCCAGCAUGGCUGGAUACAUGUCCAGCAAGAAGACCAUGGAGAUCAAUCCUGAGAAUGCCAUCAUGGAUGAGCUCAGGAAGAGAGCUGAUGCUGACAAGAAUGACAAGUCCGUUAAGGAUUUGGUUCUAUUGUUGUUUGAGACUGCUCUUCUCACCUCGGGUUUCAGCCUUGACGAGCCCAACACCUUUGGCAACAGAAUUCACAGGAUGUUGAAACUUGGUCUGAGUAUUGAUGAGGAUAGCGGAGAUGCGGAGACUGACAUGCCACCAUUGGAGGAUACUGAAGCUGAUGCAGAGGGCAGCAAGAUGGAGGAAGUUGACUAAGACACUUCUCUUGAUAAUCAGCCCUUUAGCCCCAGUAGUUUUUAGGUUUUUACUUUGCUCCACCAGCAGGGCAUGAUAUCAUUAAGUUUGUGUUGUUUCUUAGACGUUAAAAUUUAGGGUAUUAUUCAUGGCUCAUUUUGUUGUGACGUUUGCCUAAAUGCUUUCUGCACCGUUUAUGCGUGAA
Messenger RNA from Lycium ferocissimum, 2470 nucleotides. RefSeq names its product heat shock cognate protein 80-like. The transcript is spliced from 3 exons. Gene Ontology annotation, cellular component: cytosol; perinuclear region of cytoplasm; plasma membrane. The coding region runs from base 184 to 2286 and encodes 700 amino acids. The record is from RefSeq and is a predicted model, not a curated record. Gene Ontology annotation, biological process: cellular response to heat; protein folding; protein stabilization. Gene Ontology annotation, molecular function: ATP binding; ATP hydrolysis activity; ATP-dependent protein folding chaperone. Lineage: Eukaryota; Viridiplantae; Streptophyta; Magnoliopsida; Solanales; Solanaceae.